Poeciliopsis prolifica (blackstripe livebearer) is the source of this 1335-nucleotide messenger RNA. It is a transcript of the gene rprma, whose product is annotated as reprimo, TP53 dependent G2 arrest mediator candidate a. The record is from RefSeq and is a predicted model, not a curated record. Bases 253 to 561 code for a protein of 102 amino acids. The transcript has a single exon. Lineage: Eukaryota; Metazoa; Chordata; Actinopteri; Cyprinodontiformes; Poeciliidae.
UCAUUCCGCUUUGAAACUGGCAACGCAGCGCACCGGAUCUCCAGUAAUGCGAUUCCAAAGCAGCUUUCUAAACUCCAGAAGAGCGCUGCUUGAUCCGGAGGAACUUCUCCAACUUCGCUCCUCAUCCUCACUCCUCACUUGAUGACAAUUGCCGCGGGAUAUCAUCUCUCCCCUGUUUGAUUUUGUCUUUAUUUAUUUAUUUUUUUAUUUUUUGGAAAGUUUUAUUCAUUUAUUUUUUAUGCCAAAGUAGAGAUGAAUAACACCGGGUUCAACCAGACUGAGGCCGGGCUGUUCAACAAGACAGAGGAGUUUUUCUGCUGCAACUUCUCCUCCGUGGUGACCGACAACGGCUUCGUGGCCGCGGCUCCGGACGAGAGGAGCCUCUUCAUAAUGAGGGUGGUCCAGAUAGCCGUCAUGUGCGUCCUCUCCCUCACCGUGGUGUUUGGCAUCUUCUUCCUGGGCUGCAACCUCCUCAUAAAGUCCGAGGGGAUGAUAAACUUUCUGGUGACGGACAGAAGACCCUCCAAAGAGACGGAGGCGGUGGUGGUUGGAGCCUACUGACGGACGAGGACCUUGGCAGUCUUGGUGCUGGAGUCAGAUGGAGAGGGUGCGACGAUCAACAGUCCCGAGCGCAAGGCCCUGUUUUUAUGUUUUGUGCAGUUUCUAAAAAGCCGAAAGGAGCGCUCUCUGUAAGGGCACGCUGAUGGGGACUGAGGCGCACAGCUGCUCACCUUUAUUCGUGUGGCCUUUUUUUAAUGCCAACACUCUGAGAGGUAACAGUGCGCUGAGAUCCUCUUUAGUUAAGUGUCCAAUCACGCACUGAUCUCAUUUGAGAGUUGCGAAACAUCAGUCUGACGCAAAUGUUUUGCAAACGCAAAGGGGAAUUUAAUGUUGAACGUUUUUGCUCUAUUUGGCAUACAAUGGGCAAGACUCUGGACAGAAAUAAAAAUAUGUACCAAUUCGCAGCAAUGGUGAAAGACAUUUUGUUUUAGAAAAAAGAAGAAAAAAAAAACGACGGGGAAUGUGGUUGAGAACCGACAGGGAAAAGACUUCCAUAUUAACGACUCUACUGAUUUUUAAAUGUGAUUAAAAAGUUAUUAGAAUCUAAUUUCAUGCUUGACUUUCAGCAUUUUUGUGUGGGCUCCCUUUGGACAGAAUCUACACUAUAAAAAUGAGUAAUAAUAGGAGGGUAAUAAAUAUUACAUGUUAAAUUGGUUUGAAUUGGAUGAAUCUUGUUAGUUUGUAAGCUUAAAUUUUUAGCAUCAUUACAUGUUUUUGAUAACCUAUCUAAACAAUUUAAAUGGAAUUAAAUUAAAUAGUUUCCUUACUUUCAUU